Messenger RNA from Phasianus colchicus (ring-necked pheasant), 870 nucleotides. NCBI's taxonomy places the organism in Eukaryota, Metazoa, Chordata, Aves, Galliformes, Phasianidae. The record is from RefSeq and is a predicted model, not a curated record.
UGCUGAAAACCAUAUCUAGCUUACCCAAUCUUUCAGACCAUGUGUUCUAUGCUUUGAGAUCAGGAGGACCUUGGUGUUCUGAAAUGAAGAUGGAGGCAGUCAGAAAAGCAGAAGCACUUGUGAAUUCAGAAGUUCUGCCAAAGGCUUCUGAGAAGCAAGAGACAGUUCCUGAUGAAGAUGGUCCUGUAGAACUAAAGACUCAUACUCAGAAAGACCUCAUGCACAGUGCAUCAGACUCUGCAGUGCUGUUGUUGAUGCCUUGCUUACUGAUGGAACUGAGACGAGACUCUUCAGAAUCUCAGCUAGCAUCUGCAGAGAGUGAUAAGGCAACAGAUGGUCAAGUUUAUGAGAGUGACUCUUCUAAUCCUUGCAUGCUUUCUUCUUCCAGUGGGCAUUUGGCUGACUCAGAUACAUUGUCUUCCACAGAAGAGAAUGAGCCCUGUCAAGCUGAAGCUGCUGUAGAGGGGGAUCCUUCUGGGAUCUCUAGGGCUGCAGUUGGGAGGAAAUCCAGGCGAUCCAGGUCUGAAAGUGAGACUUCGACAAUGGCUGCCAAGAAAAACCGACAGUCUAGUGAUAAGCAGAAUGAUCGAGUUACCAAGGUAAAAGGUCACCGAAGUCAAAAACACAGGGAAAGAAUCCGUCUGUUAAGGCAGAAACGAGAGGCAGCUGCUCGCAAGAAGUACAACCUGCUGCAGGACAGCAGUACCAGUGAUAGUGACCUGACAUGUGACUCAAGCACGAAUUCAUCUGAUGAUGAAGAGAUUUCAGGGAGAAGCAAGACCAUCACUACAGAGAUACCAGGUAGAGGAUGUUUUUUAAACUGAACUGUAACACAUCUGAUAUCGUUUCUCAACUGUCAUGCUAAAUUAG